GACGCCUAAGCAGACGACAAAACAUAGCGGUGCCCGUGUGCAGUGUGUCAAAACAGUACACACAACACAACAAGGAUUAGGUUUUCCUUUGAAUUACUGCUUUCAUUAUUGUUAUCUUCUUCUCUAUCAUCAGUUUAUAGUGUAUAGUUUUAUCAAGGGAAACUUGUAGUUGAUAAGCAUGAUUGCAUUCCACUCUUCGAAGUAAAGAACCAAAAUGAAUCGUCAGCACCAGUCUCGGAACACGGAGAAGGAUUUUGCCCCUAAUCCAAGACAUUUAAGAAAUGAAAGAGAACGUGAAUCAGAUACAACAUUGUCUGUACAACACCAAAAUUUUAAUGGAAAUUUCCCUACAUUUGAGAUGCCAAAAGCUGUAGGUACAUUCUCUUUAGAUAUCCAUCGAAAAUAUCAUAGUGACUUCUCAGAGCUUCGAUACCUUACCUUUGACAUACCUGAAUCUGGCAGCUGUAAGGUGAAAUUUGAUUUGAGAAAAGGCAUAUCUGAUGCUAUUGACAAGGAUCAGGAAUCAAUAAAGCAGAAAAUGCUUGAUGAUAUGCUCACAUGGAUUCUCCAAGAAAGAAAAGCUGAUAAUGGAUUGAUUGUUGAUCUUCAGCAACCAUUAAGGCCUUUGCUUACAGAGUUUGUUUGCUUUCGUGGACUACUUACAGCGCUUAUUUUUACUCCAUAUGAAAAUCAAGAAGGUUGGAAAAUACUCGCUACAAAAUUUCAAAAUACUAUCUAUCUUUGGCAAAUUAAAGAGCAAAGAGAAAACGGCAAUAAUUUUAGCAGAAAUCCAAGAAAUGCUAAGAGAAUGCAAGAAAUGACAAUGUGGGGAUUUAAGUUUGAGCAAUACCUGUGUUCUGCUACUCCAGAUUCAAUUCCAGACUCCCGACAACCUCUCAACACUAACGCCGAAUUUUGUUGCGUACUUAAAACAAAAUUAGCUGGCAAAUCUUUACUUUAUGGCGCUGAAGUCGAUGCAUUGCAAAAAGAAUGUCAACCACCUUUUAGAAAUCUCGAAAAUUUUGUUGAACUCAAAACAAAUCGACACAUUGAAACUGAAAGGCAGAAUGAUAGUUUCCUAAAGUUCAAAUCAAUGAAAUGGUGGGCACAGUCUUUUAUUGUUGGCAUUCCAAAGAUCGUCGUCGGCUAUCGAGAUGAUGACGGAGUAGUGUCCCGCCUAAAAACCAUCGAAGUCAAGCAACUACCAAAAGAAUCCCAAGGUUUCUGGGAGGCAAAAGUUGGUAUGAAUUUUUGUCAAGGUUUCCUGGAAUUUGCAAGGAAUUGCAUAUCAAACGAUUCCGAUUCAAAUAUCCAAUAUUUAUUUGAAUUCAAUCCGAGGAAAAGGACCAUCUCUUUUUGCAGGGAAGCUGGUGAAGCCUGUAGGAAUUUACUACCUUCGUGGUACCUGGAGUCCAUGCAGGAACCGGUUUAACAUCGUGGUUGGUGUUUUCCAUUUUUUCUUUCUUGCUAAUAAUUACGUUUUCGGGAUUAUACCUGUUUCGAAUAAUCAUAUGAAAAGCGAGAAACUAAAUUAAUGAUUUCUUGU
This is a messenger RNA of Daphnia pulex (common water flea), 1546 nucleotides long. Its product is annotated as decapping and exoribonuclease protein-like. Gene Ontology annotation, molecular function: mRNA 5'-diphosphatase activity. NCBI's taxonomy places the organism in Eukaryota, Metazoa, Arthropoda, Branchiopoda, Diplostraca, Daphniidae. The coding region runs from base 215 to 1432 and encodes 405 amino acids. Gene Ontology annotation, cellular component: cytosol; nucleus. Gene Ontology annotation, biological process: nuclear-transcribed mRNA catabolic process; NAD-cap decapping. The transcript has 5 exons. The record is from RefSeq and is a predicted model, not a curated record.